AAUUUGUAUAAAAAGGUCCGUUGGAACAGCAAAGUAGCAGAAAAGUUUCAGUCCAUCAAAGCAACUUUUGCAAUUGCUCCAGUUCCUAAGAUCUCAAACCGCAAUGAAAGCUUACCUUAUCUUAGCAGUAGUAUUCACAGUAGCUCAGGCUACAACUUUGACGAAUAUACCAGUCAGAAAUUACAGACAAAGCCAAUUUCAGCCUGGUCAGCUAGGUUAUUCUGGUCCUCGCGUAGCUAUCGCUGGUCCUCGUGAUGUUACUGAGAGCAUUCACCAAGAAUCAGGCAAUCUGUAUGCUGGACAGAGAGACGGACGAUUCUUGACCAGAGACAGUACUGAAGGUAACUACGGAGAAAUUCAGUAUUCCAUCCGUCCCGAACAAAGAGACUUCAGAGGCCAAUUCCCCAACCAAUACCAGCAACAACAAGGCAUCAGACGAUUCCAAGACAGCAGUGCCUAUUACGGUUCUCCCCGUAAUCCACAAAUUUCCUACAGCGCUCCCCUGGCUAACACAAGGAGUUACAACCCUAGGCUGGAUGCCACCGGAAAUCCCCAGAAUGAAUACAGAUUUUAUUAG
Molecule: messenger RNA, 577 nt
Organism: Argiope bruennichi
Lineage: Eukaryota; Metazoa; Arthropoda; Arachnida; Araneae; Araneidae
Exons: 3
Coding region: 104-577 (157 amino acids)
Source: RefSeq, a predicted model, not a curated record